Glossina fuscipes is the source of this 5659-nucleotide messenger RNA. RefSeq names its product receptor-type tyrosine-protein phosphatase kappa (gene Ptp36E). The transcript has a single exon. The record is from RefSeq and is a predicted model, not a curated record. NCBI's taxonomy places the organism in Eukaryota, Metazoa, Arthropoda, Insecta, Diptera, Glossinidae. The coding region runs from base 1257 to 3341 and encodes 694 amino acids. Gene Ontology annotation, molecular function: protein tyrosine phosphatase activity. Gene Ontology annotation, biological process: protein dephosphorylation.
UCCCAACAUAUGGCGGAGCAUUCAUUCACACAUUGAAUUGUUUACCUUUUACAAAAUGUCAUAAAUUCGAUGUCGAAAAUAUUUCGAACGCAUGUACAUGUUUAUGAGGAGAUGCCCGAGCAAAAGAUAAACACAGUAAGAAAUAUCUUUCAUUCAUUCGAUUAUUUAGUGUUGUCUGAGCAAGUGACAGCGUAUAAAAAACAAUUCCAAUCGCACAACGAAAACGAACAAUAAAAUUAAGAACAGAAUUUAGUGUUUAAGUAGAUUUAGUGAGAAUGAAAAUAUUUUCGUGUAUUGAAAAAUCAAAAAGAAAAGCAAAAAAAAACGAAGAAAAUUUUAACGUAAUAGCGAAGUCAACGUAUAUCAGUAAACGCACGAGUUCAAAAUAAACAGCGAGCCAGCUAUUGUGUACAAACAUUUGUUUAAUUGAUUGAAAUAUCUUUUCUGGUCAAUAGGCAGAUUUUUCACUUCUUUUUUUGCCCUGACGUACAUGGAAUUUUUCUUUUGAUUGCAUACUCAUAGAAAAAUGCUGGUGCCUCUGCUGCUUAUCGAAAUCGGUGCUCAAUGAAAAGCGUAACAAAAGAAAAUCGUGGAAAGUGAAAACGCUGUUAAACGCGCAGGCGCCUAGAGAAAGGGAGAAAAAGCGAGAGAGAGAGAGAGAAAGGAAGGAAAAUCCAUAAAAAACAGUGGUCUACACAAGAUAAAGGCAAACGAAUAUAAACAAAAUAAAUAGUAAAAAUAAAUAAAAAUAAAAAAGUUUCAAAGUAUUAUUAUAUAUUAUAAUAAUUGAAUGCAUCGGAAUUUUUGUAAUUUAUGCGAAAGCUGUGCAACUAUGUUAGAGGAAAAAUUUGCGUGAGAUUUUUUCUACUUAUACGCUCACGCAGGCAGAGAGAUUCCGAAUGAAUUGAUUUGUGGUGCUUUUGGUAAAACCAUUGCCUUACAUUACUUAUUAGUUGUGGGUUUCCUUUUGUCGUGGUUUGCUGCUUCUUCAAAUAUUACAUCUGCUCAUUAAAUAAGUGUGUCUGGCAAACAAAGGAAACUAAGGAAAAAAAAAUUUAAAGAAAACAUAAAAAUAACAAUAAAAGCAAAUAUAAAGAUAAAAAAAAUCAAGUGCGUGCGUGUGUUUGUUAAAAUUUUCAUUUGAGCUGGCCGUCAAGCAGAAGGCAAAACGUAAAAUCUAUAAAAGAUUUACCCGUUUCCUACACAUACGACAUGAGAAAGUGAGGUUACUUAGUAACUCACCCAGUGGUAGUAAAAUGUCCAAUUCAAUGGAGAAAGCGAAUUCAUCGACCUGUCAUGAUGUUGCUGCUGCUACUUCUGUCCCAUCCCCGAAAACGUCGAAACGCAGGUCGAGGUCAUCUGCUCGUUAUGCUGACGUCGAGACAACAAGGCAGCACAAGAAAAUCGCUCUGCUCUCUAUACCAAACACAAUAAAAUUAAGUAUGCUGAACAGUGGUUUGUUGUCAUUUGAGAAAAUCAAACUGGAAGCACGUGACGAAAACAAUUCUCUCUCGAAAACCAUACCCAACAAACCCAUUGACACUAGACAUUUCAUCAAACUUUGCGAGUUGAGGCGUAAAUUUCCGGUGCUUUAUAAGUUAGAAUUUCAAACGGCCGCCAAAAUCGAGACAAAUACUUGUCGUCACGCGAUGAAAAAGAAUAAUCAGAUUAAGAAUCAGAAUCCCAGGUGCAUUCCCUAUGACUAUAAUCGCGUAGUGUUGAAAAAAAUACCCGGUACACCCGACUCGGACUACGUUAAUGCCUCGUAUGUUGACAGCCUUCUGAAGCCCAAUGCUUAUAUUGUUACUCAGGGUCCGGUAGAAGAUACAGUUAAUGCCUUUUGGCGUAUGGUAUGGCAAGAGAACGUAAGUGCGAUCAUAAUGCUAACGAAGACAUUUGAUUUUGCAAAAGUUAUGUGCGUUCAAUACUGGCCGCCAAAUAUGGAGGUUCAUGAAACUUAUGGCGAUAUAAACAUUAACAUCGUUAGGGAGGAGCAGUUGGCCAACUUUCAAAUACGAACGUUUCGUCUCUACAAAGUUAAAGAAGACAAUCCCGAGGAAGUAACUGAUGAGCGUCUUAUUUUACAAUUUCAUUAUACCGAAUGGUAUUCGCAUUCAUGCCCGUUCUCAAAUGCUCUUUUAGAAUUCAGGAGACGUGUGCGCUUAGUGGUGGGAAGUACUGUAAGCGAAGAUGAUACGCGAGGACCUAUGCUAGUGCAUUGCAGCGACGGUGGUGGUCGUUCCGGAGUUUAUCUUUCAAUUGAUGCGAAUCUCGAACUGUCCGAAGAAGAAGAGUGUUUCAAUGUGUUCGGUUAUCUAAAGAAGCUAAAACAAUCGCGCAAAGGGUUAGUGGAAAAUGUGGAUCAGUAUAAAUUUGUUUACGAUACAUUAGAAGAGCAUGUCGUAUGUGGGAAAACUUGGUUUCCGGUAUCGGAGUUGUCAGAUCGUCUAAAGGCGAAAGCUAGACGUAAUUCGUCAACAAAAAUGAAUGAAUAUCAAAUGGAAUAUGAUAAGAUCUGUAAGCAGACGCCUCGAUUCACCAUAGGCGAUUGUGCUGGCGGCCACAGAGCCGAUAAUCGGGAAAAAAACCGUGAUGUCCUAUGUGUCCCACCUGACAAUUUUCGUCCUUAUCUUACAUCCUUUCAAGGUAACGCUUUCACCGACUACAUAAACUCCGUCUUUGUGGACGGCUACACAAAACCUCGUGAAUACAUAGUCACAGAAUGGCCUUUAAAACAUACUUUAGGCGAAUUUUGGUCUCUGGUUUACGAUCAAGAAUGUUCAGCGGUAGUAGUUUUGUGUCAGCCUCCUACCAAUUCGCAACAAUUUCCUUCAUUUUGGCCUAUGAAAAGCAAACUGGAAAAAUAUGGUCCUGUCUUUUCGGUGCACUACGCGGGAGCUAAAAAUUAUACCAACAUCAAGCAAUGGGAAUUUAAAAUUAAUAAGAAAAUUGUUUCUCUCACCGAAAUGAUGGCUGGAGUUAAGGCACCUACGCGUACGGUGCAACUUUUCCAAUUAACUUGCUGGCCGAUGGGUCAUAAAGUGCCUACUUCCACCAACUCGUUAGUCUAUCUAAUGAAUAUGGUAGAAAUGUGGCGUGCACGCACUGAUUAUGGACCUGUCUGCGUUGUAUCACCAGAUGGCCGCAGUCGAUGUGGUGUUUAUUGUGCAGCGAAUGCUUGCAUUGAACAAGUUAUACAACACGGAGAGGUUGAUGUUUUCCAAGCAGUUAAGACAGUAAGACGUCAUCGUCCUCAACUUGUCGAAAAUAUGACCGAAUACAAGUAUUGUUAUGAUUUGGUCUUACAUUAUGUUUUGCACUUCCUGAACAAGAACGAUUAAAAACAGUGUUAGAAAGCUUUAAGCAUUUGUAUUCAACUCGUUGUUCUUAGCAAAACGAAUUCUAUAUUGUGUUAACCCAGUGAUUUCUCUGAACGCUCUUAAGUCCACGUCGAUCAACAUUCUUUCUGUAAAAAAGAAAAAUAUGUUAUGUCUAUCCAAAGAGAAAACCGAGAGAGAUUUUAAAGAGUUGUCGUCUUCUAAAUUCUCAUGCUUUACUCCAAAUCCUGAAAUAAUACAGAAUAGCAAAAAGGUUUAGUCUAAAGCACAUAUUAUAAAACGCUUAGCAGAUAAGCGAUGACGAAAUACAAAAAAAUUCUUUCAUAUUACAUGAUAGUGGGUUAUUAACUGCAAACACUAUAAAAUCCAUAUCUGUCAUCUUAAGUCCUAUGAAGUCCCGAUUCGGUGAAUACAAUUUAAUAUAAAUUUUUCCCUUUGUGUUCAAAGAAUUACUUCUAGUAUCUGUCUGCAAAUAGAUAUAUAUUCACCGAAAUCCAAUUCUCUACCAUAAUUGUACAUUCAUGAAGGGUGUCAUGAUUUAUAGUUUUCUUACUCUCCACCAACACUUAAUCACAAACAGGGAACAAUUUUGCGCUUUUUACACGAAUAUUUGUAUUCGAGCAGAGUAAUAGUAAUUUAUAACUUCAUUAUAUAAACUUUUCAGUUAGAGAGGUAGGCGUGAUGAAACACAACCCGAUGCAGAACAUAACAUACCUAAUGCCAAACGAUAAGAAUGCUUUGUCAAUUUCAAAAUCUUGUAACGGAUAGACAUGUGCAUUGAAGAUCGUACAAUGUACGGCAGAUGUGCACAUAAGUCCUUGCUAGCGCGUUACUCAUCAAACACAAGAUCAUGUUAAUUUUUUAGUCUUCUAGCCUAGCCUAUGUAAAGCAUUUUUAUUAGUCUAAAUUUUCUUUUACGGAAACGCACAUGUUGUCACUCUCAUCAAUUUUAGUUUCAAGUAUAUUCAAACUUGACCCAUUACACUUUGGUUACAUCUACCUAAAAAGUAGCAAUUUUCCUUGUUUUAAAUGAUAAUCUUUAGCUCCUUUAAAUCCACGGUCGAGCAAAAAAUUCGACUACGCAAUCUAACGCCAGGGAUAUAUAAGUAGCCUACCCAACACGGUGAGAUUUAAUGAGGAAAUUGUAAAAGGCUAGAAAGAAAUGCGAACUUAUGUUAAAGAAGGGCUUAAAACGCAUUUGAAAAAAAAAUUUAUAAAUUAUUAAAUAAAUUAAUUCAUGCCUUAAAAGCCAUUAAUUGGAAAUAUAUAAUCGUAAUUCUCAUAAAAUCAAGUUUAAACUAAUUAUGAAUCCCUGGCUACGUGUUUAUUUAAGGAGCAUAAGGUAAAAAUGGAGUUUUUACUCUAAUUUACGAUAAUGAACUGGUGUAGACGUAGUUUCCGAAAGCAUUCGAUAAUGAGUCUUCCUUGCUACUGCGAUCUCUGCAAUGAGAUUGUGACCUUUGUCUCGGUUAAAAGAAAAAAAGCAAAUAGAAAUUAAAAAUUUCGAAAUAAAUAUGAAAUGUUGAAAAUCAACUAAAGCUUUCAAUUUAACAUACAAAUGUGCAGGUUGCAAGUUCCAGAGUAAACAUACUUCAAUUGAUAGAUCAACAGCUAGCGAAAUAUUUAUUCAUCCAUAGCUCAAUUUCAUUCGUGCAAAGGCAUUCAAUGAAAGCAAAUGAAAAAUUCACUUUGUUUUUUAUCGCAACGAUUGUAUCGGUUUCAAAUGGUAGAUGUGAGAAACAGGCCUCAGGGCGUAUGAAAGUAUAUCUUAGUAUAUCUUACUUAAAACAAUUAGUAACUCAUUCGAUUUCCUCGUCAGUUGAACAGUUAGUUAAAGCAAUUCUCUCUUUAUCUUAUGCUAUAAAUCGAAUAACUUUUCAUUUCGUAUUUAUUUUAAAUCUUAAAUUUUUAUUUCAAAUCUUUAAAGUGAGUGCACAUAGGAACUAGAAUUUUAUGCACUUGUCCUCUAAGACUAGCUGAUAUAAAUGAUGAAGUAAUUAUUCGAACCCAUCUAAUGAAAAGUGCCAACCGAUUUAUAUUUGUACACCUAACUAAUUCAAUAUAUGUAGAAAAAGAAAAAGUUUUGUUAAACUUGAGGUAUUGAUAAAAACUAUUAGUAAUUUUUAAGAUUUUUCUGUGCAUAUACAAAAAAAAAAAAAACCAUUAAUAAAAAAAUAUAUUUUUAUGUAAAAUAUUGCCAGCAAGCAACCAACUAAAAACAUGAUAGCAUAACGUAUGUAAAACAAAAAAAAAAAAAACCGUAUAUGUAACUAUGGGAAAAAUCAAACCCUCAAGAAACGUAUUCAAAAAAACCAGAAUUU